AAAUACUCUAACUUGAAAAGUACUUCUCCAAAAGCUCCGGCGAGAAGCUGAUUCUGCAAAAAUUACAACAUGCUAAACUAGCCCUAAAACUAUUUUCUUGUGUAUUGGUGAUAUUUUGAAAUAAUUUGUGGAUAUUGGGGAUUUUAUGGGGUUUUAGAAUCAUUGAUAGCUUUAGUAAUUCUACAAAAUAAGAGUACAAUUCUACUCCUAUCCAUCUACAAUUUGUCGUUUAUUUCUAUUCGUUGUGCGCCUAAAUGGAUCUCCUAUCAAACGCAAACACCAAAAUAGGUUUGUACAAGGUUGGUCUGAUUGUGAAAUCUGUCCGCGGGAAGUAAUUAUUUUGGUAGCUGUUUCUUUCAUUAAACACGUCGAAAUCACAUACCAAAAAUAUCUCAACUCAACGCCUAAAACAAGGGCUUUGUUGAACAGCCAGCCAUCGCUUCCAAGGUCAAAUGUCUCCUGGUCCUGGAUGCCGUCAGCCAUGACCAUCAAAUCAAGAUUAGUUAAGAUAUCAGAAAUAAUUAACACAAAGUCCACCUGUUUACUGUGUCUGGAAGGAAGCAAGCAGGUAGCCAACUGCCCGACUUGUCAGCCAUCAUGACAAACAAAGAAUCCUCCCUGAAAAUCAGCCAGCUUGAUUGGAAGACAGACACCACACCAGUGGUUAUCAAUAAUUUUUUAGGGCAAAAAGUCGUUUCUCCAUCCAUCUAUGGACACUUCCACCAUUUAUCAUGUUCAGACACAACCGCCGUUAGUAUCUGGUUGGUUACACACAAGGGUUCCGGCUUCCCUGCCAUUUUGGCUGUUCCGGCGAGCCUGAGGUACUGUGCUGGUCAGGUCUCUUGUCAAGUCCUGCUAUUAUUUCUGACCCCAAAGAUGUAGACAUGAUCUGCCGUACAGCCCAGCAGCAACUUGCCUCCAUGCCGAGAGCCAACCGCUGCCUCAUUUGAAUAUUCAUUAUCUAGAUAAACAGUCACACAGCCAUCAGUUUGACCGAGUCUCUGGUCAACCAAAUUACUUGAAUGAUUGAAGCUCACCAGAUCGAGAGGCAAGUGGUAGAACCGUAGAAGUCUCUUCUGCUAAUUUGCUGCCAUAGGCUAUCAGAAUCAGAGCACAAUCCUGAUUUUCUUCGAUGGCAACACUGUUGCUUAAUCCACUCCAAGUUUUGUUACUUGCUCUACUAGCAUCUCAUUCCCUUAGGGUUUCAGCUCAGCAGGGAAACGCAGACCAGUUCAUCUACAAUGGCUUCAGUGGAUCAAAUCUCACCAUCAGUGGGAUGGCAACCACCCACCCCAAUGGCAUCUUGGAGCUAACAAACACCUCGAAGCAACAGAUCGGCCACGCUUUCUUCCCGUUUCCAAUCCACUUCAACGCUUCUCCAUCCAGCAAUUCAAGUUCGAGCAGCCCCAAUGGAGUGCUCUCGUUCUCAACGACCUUCGUGUUUGCCAUGGUCCCUGAGACACCAACGCUUGGAGGUCACGGCAUAGCCUUUGUCGUCUCGCCUUCUUCCGAGUUCCAGAAUUCCAUUGCAACUCAGUACCUCGGACUCUUCAACUCCACCACCAUCGGGCUGUCUUCGAAUCAUCUGAUGGCCAUCGAGCUCGACACUGUUAUGAACCCUGAGUUUGACGACAUCAACAAUAACCAUGUCGGGAUAGACAUCAACAACUUGACAUCCAUUCAAUCUGCAGCGGCUGCAUAUUUCAAUACUGAAGGUGAAGCAAAUGAGUUGGAGCUCAUGAGUGGAAAACCUAUGCAGGUUUGGGUAGAGUACCGUGCACGAGAGAGGCAGUUAAAUGUGACACUUGCUCCUGUAAGAACCAGAAGAAAACCAGAGAAACCACUCCUAUCAUCCACGAUAGAUCUUUCUUCUAUUCUAUUUGAUCAAAUGUACAUUGGUUUCUCAGCAUCCACAGGCUCGGUUGCCAGCCAUCAUUACAUUCUCGGGUGGAGCUUCAACUUAUCCGGCCCUGCUCAGGAUCUUGACAUCUCUAGCCUCCCAUCACUGCCAGAUGAUAGAGACUCAGGAAGAGGAGGACCCAACUUAAAGAUUGUACUUCCAACCAUAGUAGGGAUUCUCUUGAUCCCAACAGUUGCUCUGACCAUCUACUUCACGAGGAAGAGAUAUGAAGAACUGCGGGAAGAUUGGGAAGAGCAAUAUGGUCCUCAGAGAUUCACCUACAGAGAACUCCACAAAGCAACCAAAGGGUUCAAAGACAGCCAGGUUUUGGGAUCAGGAGGUUUUGGGAAGGUUUACAGAGGAACCCUACCUGCUUCCAAUGUCGAAGUCGCGGUGAAGAAAAUCUCGCACAAUUCCAGUCAAGGUAUGAAGGAAUUCAUAGCGGAAAUCGCCAGCAUGGGAAGGCUGCGCCACCGGAACUUGGUGCAGCUGCUGGGCUACUGCCGACGAAAGGGCGAGCUGUUCUUGGUCUAUGAUUACAUGCCUAAUGGAAGCCUAGACCAAACACUGUUCAGUAGCAGCAAAGACACAGACGGAGCAACGAAUAGCAAUCUGAAUUGGGGACAGCGUUACCAGAUCGUGAAAGGAGUCGCCGCCGCGCUGGUUUACCUCCACGAGGAAUGGGGACAAGUGGUAAUCCACCGAGAUGUGAAGGCCAGCAACGUCCUGCUGGACGCCGAUCUCAACGGCCGGUUGGGGGAUUUCGGGCUGGCCCGGUUCUACGACCACGGAUCGGACCCGCAAACGACCAAUGUGGUGGGGACGAUCGGGUAUUUGGCGCCGGAGCUGAGCAGGACGGGGAGGGCGACGACGAGCAGCGACGUUUUCGCGUUUGGGGUUUUCAUGCUGGAGGUCGCGUGUGGAAGGAGGCCCGUGGUGGAGGCGCGUGAGAGGGCGGAGGAGGCGGUUUUGGUGGAUUGGGCGGUGGAGUGCUGGCGAAGAGGCGAGAUCUUGAAAACCUGCGAUCCUAGGCUGCAGGGGAAUUAUGUGAUGGAGGAGAUGGAGAUGGUGUUGAAGCUGGGGCUGAUCUGUGCUCACCGGUCGCCGGCGGCGAGGCCGACGAUGAGGAAAGUGAUGCAGUUUCUGGAUAAGAACGUGGCGUUGCCGGAGAUUUCUCCGCAAUCAGCCGGGGUUGGGGAUCACCGUCGCCGGGGUGGAUCGGGAGAUUGGGUUGUGCAGUUUCAUGUAUCCACUGAUGAAAUUUCAGGUUCUUAUUCCUUCUCUGAUGCGGAUUCGAUCCUCAGCACUGGUCGGUGACAAUGAUUCUGACUCGUAGCUGAAGCAGCAAGCAAUUUCCCGAUCAGGAAAGGAAAACGAUAAAGUAACCACUGGAAAAUGAUUCUUGAAUUUUAUUUAUUUUUAUCCCCCGGUCCCGUUUGUUUCGUUUCACUUCUUUUUUGUCAUAAUUAUCCUUGCAGUUGCGGAUAAAAUGGUUAAAAGACUUAAGAGCAAAGAAUAUCACAAGAGGAUCGGCAUUUUUGCCCUCACAGACAAUCUAACAAAUUAAAUUAGAGACAAAAAAUGAAAAAAUCAUAAAGAACAAUACUAAGA
Linum trigynum is the source of this 3511-nucleotide messenger RNA. The record is from the annotation of a GenBank genome assembly. Lineage: Eukaryota; Viridiplantae; Streptophyta; Magnoliopsida; Malpighiales; Linaceae.